This is a messenger RNA of Notolabrus celidotus (New Zealand spotty), 17815 nucleotides long. It is a transcript of the gene scospondin, whose product is annotated as subcommissural organ spondin. The coding region runs from base 133 to 17346 and encodes 5737 amino acids. Gene Ontology annotation, cellular component: extracellular matrix. The transcript has 118 exons. The record is from RefSeq and is a predicted model, not a curated record. NCBI's taxonomy places the organism in Eukaryota, Metazoa, Chordata, Actinopteri, Labriformes, Labridae. Gene Ontology annotation, molecular function: protein binding.
AGUGAUUAGUAGAACAGUGAGCCCAUAAAGCCAAAUAUUGAUUAACAAGCCGAGGACUUUUUAAGGCAGAAAUCCAAAGAUUUCCAAAAGCACUUUAAAGGAAUUUUAAGCACAAACUUUCAGAAGAGGAACAUGGAGACAUUAUUUCUGUUUUUUCUGCUUGGACUGCACACAGUGAAGGGAACAGGACACUGGUGUGAGCACACGGUGGCUGAGAAAGUAGAGCGAGUUUUGUCUCCUCGGCUGCAGCUUGAGGUGAGCUGCUCUGAGGUGUAUCAGUAUAACACUGAAGGAUGGAGGCUGGAUGUGGACAGGAUGCGUGUCAAACAUGGAGGGGAUGACGGCAUCGCGCUGUACUACAAACAACAGGGUCCCAAGGCAUCCUGUUUCAUGUACAAACCCCCAGAGAUCGAGAAGCAGACGGUGAACAAGACAGUGAGGGCGUGUUGUGAAGGCUGGGGCGGACCACGCUGCUCUGAGGGUGUGGGUGUGCGUGGCCAGUGUUUCUCUACGUGGAGUUGUGAGGAGUUCCCUGGAGUGCAUAACUCCUCCCUGAUGCCCAUGGAGCAGUGCUGCAGCAGCCUGUGGGGUCUGAGUUGGAGGAAUGCCACGGAUAAGACCUGCCUGUCUUGCACCUACACUCUCCUCCCUGACUCCCAGUCCUCCCCGCUGGUGCGUGGUGGUCUGCUGGGAAGCGUCAGGUUGCCUCAGAGCUCAGCCACCUGUAUGUCCUGGGGCGGAGCUCAUUAUCGCACUUUUGACAGGAAGCACUUCCACUUCCAGGGCAGCUGCACUUACCUGCUGGCCUCGUCUACUGAUGGCACCUGGGCGGUCUACAUCAGCACAGUCUGUAAUGGGAGAGGACACUGCAGUAAGGCCUUGAGGAUGAUGCUGGGUCUAGAUUUGGUUACUAUUCAUCACAUGAACUUAACUCUGAACAACAUCCCAGUUCCAAAUGGAGAACCACUCUUCCUAAAUGGAGUGAGUGUUCAUUGGCUCGGGGACUUUGUGUUUGUGGAGAGCGGCCUGGGUGUGAGAGUAAAAUUUGACCUGACCAACACAGUCUACCUGACAGUCACUGCAGAGCACCUGGCUGCCACGAGGGGGCUCUGUGGAGUCUACAACAACAAUGCUGACGAUGACUUCACCACAAUAAGUGGAACUGUGUCCCAAUACGCUGCCAGCUUCGGCAACUCGUGGAAAGUUCCUGACCAGCAGAAUGAAGGCUGCAGUGAUGCGGCUGAGCUUGGUCACAGCUGUGAUGUUUCAGGAGACCCUUCUCUACGCAAGCACUCAGAAUCAGUGUGUCACCGGCUCUUGGAGGACCCCUUCACACACUGUCACCUCCGGGUGGACCCAGCAGCGUACGUGGACACCUGUCUCUACCUGUAUUGUAGCCUGCCACCCAAAGAGAGGGACUCAGCAGUGUGUGACACCCUGGCUAGCUAUGCCCGGGAAUGUGCCCAGCAACAUGUCAUCAUACUGUGGAGGACAGCUGCUCAGUGUGGUCGUGUCUGUCCCAGAGGUCAGGUGUUUUCAGACUGUGUGUCCUCCUGUCCCCCCAGUUGUGCAUCCCCUCAACCCCCUGGGCCUGCUGCAGCAUCUAUAGGGCAGUGCAGGGAGGAGUGUGUGGGGGGCUGUGAGUGUCCACCAGGCCUCUACCUCCACCAGGGAAGAUGUCUAAAAAGAGAUGAUUGUCCUUGUUUCCAUCGCCGCCGCACCUAUCAAUCAGGGGACAGGAUAGAGCAGAGAUGCAACACCUGUGUGUGCAAAGCAGGCCAGUGGCAGUGUACUGGGGAGAGGUGUGCAGCCCAGUGCAGCCUGAUGGGAGCGCUACAGGUGAACACCUUUGACAAAAAGAGGUAUUCACUGCAGGGUGGAGACUGUCCCUUUACUGUUGUGGAGGACUUUGUUGACAGAAAGCUGGUGGUGAGUGUACGCAGUGGGGAGUGUACAGCAGGAGGUGGAGGAGGAGGAGGAGGAGGGGGUUGUCUGAGAGAGAUGUCUGUGACAGCACUCCGCACUACAGUCACUAUCACAGACACUGGCACAGUAACACUGAAUGGUCAGAGGAAGUCAUUGCCUGUGGUGACGGGGGACUUGGUUGUUCGAAGAGCCUCCUCUUCAUUUCUCCUCAUCCAGACUUUUGGAGCUCAGCUGCUCUGGCACCUAGAUGGACCUUUGGCACUCAUCACACUACAACCUGGAUUUGCAAACAAGGUGCGUGGCUUGUGUGGAACGUUAACCUGGAACCAGCAUGAUGACUUCACCACACCAGAUGGAGACGUGGAGAACAGUGUGACAUCCUUUGCAGGGAAAUUCACAACAGAGCACUGUGCUCUACCUAAAGGAGCUCCACCUGACCCCUGCACCACCUACAAUCAGAGGAGACAGUAUGCAGAGAGAGUGUGCUCCAUCAUACACAGUUCUACCUUUCAGGUGUGUCAUGAUGUGGUGGAAAGGGAGCCUUACUAUCGUCUCUGUAUGUCAGAGGUGUGUGGCUGCCCUUCUCAGAGGACCUGUCACUGUAACAUCCUCACUGCCUACACACGACACUGUGCUCAGGAAGGUGCUACCAUCCAAUGGCGAAAUCAGACCUUCUGUCCGGUCCAGUGUUCAGGUGGUCAGGUGUACCAGGAGUGUGGUCGUGCCUGUGGGGGGUCCUGUUCAGAGGGCUGGAGCUGCGAUGAUAGUGGUGGUGGUGGUGGGGGGAUUGGUCUGAGAACGUGUGUCCCAGGAUGCCAGUGUCCAUCAGGACUUGUGCAGGACCACCAGGGACAGUGUGUGCCCAUCAGUAUGUGCCCCUGUGUACAAGGGGACAAGACAUACUCGUCUGGGGCUGUUAUUAUGAAUAACUGUAACACCUGUAUGUGUAUGCAGGGACAGUUUAACUGCACUCAGGAGCGCUGUGAAGAGGUGAACAGGUGUCCAGGCUCUUUGGUUUUCUCUCCACGGUCCUGCCUCCUCACCUGCUCCAGCCUGGACCCUCCAGGCCAACAGCAAGGGUCGAGUGCUACACAGUCAAGCUGCAGAGAACCCCUGUCUGGGUGUGUCUGUCCCCAGGGAACUGUGCUACUAGGUGAUAACUGUGUUCUGCCUGAAGAAUGCCCAUGCCACCAUAAUGGACGACUUUACUACAACAACGAUACUAUCACUAAGGAUUGCAACACAUGUGUGUGUAAGGAGCGUCGCUGGCACUGCAGCCAGUCUGCCUGUGCCGGUGUGUGCUUGGCGACUGGUGACCCACACUAUGUGACCUUCGAUGGCCGCUGUUACUCUUUCCUUGGUGACUGUCAAUACGUGUUGGCGAGGGAGACCAGCGGCUUGUUUAGUGUCACAGCAGAGAAUGUGCCCUGUGGGAGCACCGGGGUCACCUGUACAAAGUCGGUGACGCUCAGCCUGGGAAAUACGGUCAUACAUCUGCUGAGAGGUAAAGCUGUGACUGUAAAUGGGAUGCCAGUGGGUCUACCAAAAUCUUACAGUGGAAGCGGUCUAACUUUGGAAAGAGUUGGACUGUUUGUCUCCCUUUCUUCAAAACUGGGCGUCACCCUGCUCUGGGAUGGAGGUAUGCGUGUUUAUGUUCGUCUGUCGUCCCACCUGCGGGGUCGAGUCGGGGGCCUGUGCGGUAACUUUGAUGGGGACACAGAGAAUGAUUUCACCACACGGCAGGGCAUUGUGGAGUCUACACCUGAGCUGUUUGGAAACUCCUGGAAGAUCAGCCCUUCCUGCCCUGACGUUGCAAACCAGGACCUUCGAGACCCUUGUGCUCUGAACCCGUACAGGGUGACCUGGGCCAGGAAAAGAUGUGCAGUCCUGACUCAGGAGCUCUUCUCUCAGUGCCACCCUGAGGUGCCCUUCCAGCAGUACUAUGACUGGUGUGUCUUUGAUGCUUGUGGCUGUGACUCAGGUGGGGACUGUGAGUGUCUCUGUACAGCCAUUGCUGCCUAUGCUGAAGAGUGUAACCGACGAGGGGUUUACAUCCGCUGGAGGUCCCAGGAGCUCUGUCCUCUGCAGUGUGAGAACGGGCUGGUGUAUGACCCCUGUGGUCCAGCUUGCUCAACUUCAUGUCCAAGCGUUCAGAAGAGUCCACACUCUCAAUGUGGUGCUCUCUCCUGUGUGGAGGGCUGCUUCUGCCCUGCUGGCACUGUCCGACAUGGUGACAGUUGUGUAGUUCCCACUGAGUGUCCAUGUGAGUGGGAUGGCUCCAUGUUUCCAGCUGGAUCAGUUAUCACUCAGCACUGCCAGAACUGUUCCUGUGACGAUGGUUUGUGGCAGUGUCAGGGUGUGGCCUGCCCUCCUCCCUCCCUUCCCUGCCUGGAGUCAGAGUUUACCUGUGCUGGGGGGCGCUGCAUCCCCUCUCAGUGGGUCUGUGACAACGAAGACGACUGUGGUGAUGGAUCAGAUGAAGUCUGCCCAUCCACCUGCUCUCCAGACCAAUUUCGCUGUACCAGCACACCAAGUGGACCAUGUUUGAACCUGGCUCUGCGUUGUGAUGGCCACCCAGACUGUGCUGACCAAUCAGAUGAGGAGUUCUGUGGACCUGCCACUCCUCUGCCUUUGUGCCCACCGGGGGAGUUUCAGUGUGCCAGCGGAAAGUGCCUACCAGCCAGCCGUGUGUGUGACGGACGGCUGGACUGUGGAUUUGCUGAUGGGUCUGAUGAGCAAGACUGUGGUGUGGUGUGUGAUGAAGGAGAAUUCCUGUGUGCUGGAGGACGCUGCAUCCUCUACAUCCACCGCUGUGACGGACAUGAUGACUGUGGGGACCUCAGUGAUGAGAGAGGGUGUGUGUGUUCACAAGGAGAGUUUCAGUGCCCUGGGGAUCAGUGUGUCCCUGCAGACAAAGUGUGUGAUGGAAACAGAGACUGCACUGCAGGAACUGAUGAAGCUGUCUGUCCCAGUAAAGUUACCUGUGCUCCAGACCAGCUGGCCUGUAGUGAUGGUACAUGUGUUUCCAACACCAAGCUGUGUGAUGGAACAAGAGACUGUCCAAGUGGAGAAGAUGAGAGCACUACCAACUGCUACACUUUUGUCAUAACACCACCAUCCUCAGCUGUCACUCCAACUAUACCCAUUUCAGUUUGUAGGUCCUAUGAGUUCAGCUGUGCCACUGGAGGGCAGUGUGUGCCUCAGGCCUGGCGCUGUGAUGGAGAAACAGACUGUAUGGAUGGGAGUGAUGAGCAGCAGUGCAGCGCCCCCUGUGGACCCGGUCAGGUGCCCUGUGUCAGUGGGGACCAGUGUGUGGACUACCAGCAGCUCUGUGACGGGAUCCCACAGUGCAGGGAUGCAUCUGACGAGAGUAUUGACAACUGUGGCUCUAUCAGGAUACCUCCUUGUCCAGGCAGCUUCUCAUGUGACAACCGCACCUGUGUGAACAUGACCAAAGUGUGCAACGGUGUUCCAGACUGUCCACGAGGCGACGAUGAGUUGGUGUGUGAUAAAACUGUCUCACCAGUGCAACCAGGCGGCAGGAACAACACCGUCACCUGCCCUGAAUUUACCUGUGCGGAUGGAUCUUGUGUCCCCUUCAACAUGGUUUGUAACGGUGUUGCAGACUGUCCAGACUCCUCAUUGGCUCCACCAGGAGGCCCCACUGAUGAGCAGGACUGUAGAAGCUGGAGCUCCUGGGGUCCAUGGAGCCCCUGCAGCACCUCCUGUGGCACGGGCUCCAUGAGUCGCCAGAGAAACUGCCCCCAAGGUGACCCACUGCACCAGUGUCACGGACAGGACCACCAGAGGCAGCAAUGUUUCAACACCACCUGUCCAGUUGAUGGUCAGUGGAUGCCGUGGGCCAGCUGGUCCAAUUGUUCCAGCAGUUGUGGUGGAGUGCAGGUCAGGCACCGAGGCUGCAUCCCUCCUCGCUAUGGAGGCAGAGACUGUUUGCAGCUCCCUGGACAAUCCCACCUCGCCAUGGAAAUCAAGCCUUGUCCUGAUGACAACUGUACCAACACCAGCUGUCCUGCAGGGCUGGUGAAACACAGCUGUGCUCCCUGUCCUGUUUCCUGCGCUCACAUCAGCAGUGGGACCACGUGUGAUUCAACAACACCCUGCUCCUCAGGUUGUUGGUGUUCCGAGGGACAGGUGAUGAACCACAUGCAACAGUGUGUGUUACCAGAGGAGUGUGUGUGUGAGGUGGCAGCUGUGCGCUACUGGCCAGGCCAGCAGAUUAAGGUGGACUGUGAGAUUUGUGUUUGUGAGAGAGGACGGCCUCAGAGGUGCCAGCCCAACCCAGACUGUUCAGUGAACUGUGGCUGGUCAUCGUGGACUGAGUGGGGAGAGUGUUUGGGGCCUUGCGGUGUUCAGAGUGUUCAGUGGUCGUUUCGUAGUCCAAACAACCCCGUCAAGCACGGAGACGGGAGAGCAUGCAGAGGAAUCUACAGGAAAGCCCGCAGGUGCCAGACUAACCCCUGUGAUGAGUGUGAGUACCAGGGUCAGUCCCAUGCUGUUGGGGACAGAUGGAAGUCAGACCACUGCCAGUUAUGUCACUGUCGGCCAAACCUUCUGGUGCAGUGUGCCCCCUACUGUCCGUACGCUGUCAGUGGAUGUCCACAGGGCCAAACUCUGAUACCUGGGGAGGGAGACAGGUGUUGUUACUGCCAAGGAGACAAUGACACCAUUCUAGUAACAAUCAGCCCUGACACUGUAACUUCCACACCAGGAGAGGGCACUAAUCCUCUGGUUCCCACAUAUCCACUUCCUCCUGGAGAUGAGUGUUGGACUCCUCUUGGUGUUCAGUCUCUUCCAGCUUCCAGUUUCAGUGCCUCGACACAGCAGACCGGUCACCCACCUGAGAGCGGCCGCCUCCACAGUUAUGACGCCCACAGCGAUCUCCAGGGCUGGAGUCCAGAGCCUGAGGAGUACAAGGAUCUACCACAGAGGAGCCCUGAAGGACACAGAAGCAAAACACAGAGCCCUUACCUACAGAUAGACCUUCUUCAACCAUACAACAUCACAGGUUUGCUAACGCAGGGUGGAGGUGUGUUUGGCACCUUUGUGUCCAGUUUCUACCUCCAGUUCAGCAGCGAUGGCAAACAGUGGUACACGUAUAAAGAGUUGGUCACUGACGCCAGACCCAGAGCAAAGGUUUUUAUGGGCAACCACGACGAUCAAGGGGUGGCAGAGAUCAGACUGGACCGGAUGGUGUCGGCUCAGUUUGUCCGCCUGCUGCCUCACGACUUCCAGAACGGCAUCUACCUUCGACUUGAGAUAAUGGGCUGUGGAGAUGAUGACCACUGGUUUGGGACAUCAGCUCCUCCCUCUCCAGUCUCCCCCACAGGAGGCUGCAGAGAGAAAGAGUUCCACUGUGAAAAUGGUCACUGUGUGCCAGCAGGUCCACUGGGAGCUGUGUGUGAUGGGGUCAAUGACUGUGGUGAUGGAUCAGAUGAGAUGUACUGUGGAACUCAGCCGUCCCUUACAACCUCAAGUCCUCGCAGCUGCCCUGCUGGUCAGUUCUCCUGCCCACCACCAGGGGGCUGCAUUGAAAAAGACAGACGUUGUGAUGGCGUCCCUCACUGUCCCAAAGGAGAGGAUGAGGCUGGCUGUCACCAUCAUGAAAACAUGACUACUCAGGCAGAUAGACCAUACACAUCCACCCCUGCACCUCUCAGGACUCCAUCCAUGGCUGCUGUCACUCAUCCUGCAGUCGCACCAACGGACGGUGGCCCAGGAUAUCGAGGAAUCUGCUCAUCUCCUCUUGGACUGGAGGAUGGGAGAAUACGAUACGGUCAGCUGACCUCAUCCUCGUACCGGGAGAACAACCCGGCUGAUGCUGGACGACUAAACAUCGUCCCCAAUGUUCAGGUUAUGGAGCCGGGAUGGAGCCCCUUGCCUUCAGAUCCUCAACCAUACUUUCAGGUGGACUUCCUGGAGCCCACAUGGGUGUCAGGGGUGGUGUUACAGGGUAGUGAACGUAUGUGGGGUUACAUCACGAAAUACCGCCUGACCUUUGCUCUGAACAGUGGACUCUUCACAGACUAUACUGAGGAUGGAAAGCCUGGGGGUCCUGCUCAGGUCUUUGAGGUGCGCAUGGUCGGCAGGACUCCUGUGACUCGCUGGCUCAGUCGGCUGGUCAGAGCUCGCUACCUGCGCAUCAUCCCUGUAGAGUUCAGACACACGUUCUACCUGCGUGCAGAGAUCCUGGGCUGCAGAGGAGAUGAGCUGGUGACGCCCAGCACUGUGACUAAGUCUCCCUCUGGUGGUGACAGAGUGACUGUGCAGCGCUGUAAACCUGGGCAGUUUGCAUGUCAGCACAGUGACGAGUGUGUGUCUGUCUCUGUGCUGUGUGAUGGGCGAUCAGACUGCAAGGACGACUCUGAUGAGAUCAACUGUGGUACAGCUCCAACCAGAGGCCCCCCAGGCCUUUAUACCACCAGGUCCUCAGGUGGCCAUCCUGGUGUGGCUAGCGAGGGAGUCACAGGUGAUUCAGGACUUCAGAAGACCUCAACCUCAAUUCAAGGCCUUUGGACUACCAGACCAUCAGUCCACCCAGAGGUCUCCACAGGUCAACCUGGACUGCAUCUCACCACCAGCCUUACAUCUGGAAGACCUGGGCUGCAAACCACAAAAGCCCCAUGGAUUGUUACCACCCCUCAUGAUGACGGACUACCCAGAGUGCUUUGUGUUGAGGGCCAGUAUGCAUGCCGAUUAUUUGGCUGUGUGGACUCGGCGCAGGUGUGUGAUGGCAGACGGGACUGUUUGGAUGGCUCAGAUGAAGAGCGCUGUGGCACCACAGCCAGACCAGCUGUCACCACACAGAGCACACCACUGCCCAGCCCCUGCUCUGCAAAACAGUUCUCUUGUGUCAGUGGGGAGUGUAUUCAUCUGGACCGCAGGUGUGACCUGCAGAAAGACUGCACGGAUGGGUCGGAUGAAAAAGACUGUGUGGACUGCAUCAUGUCCUCGUGGACUGCGUGGAGUGCGUGCAGUGUGUCCUGUGGACUGGGCUCCUUGUUCCGUCAGAGGGACAUACUGAGGGAAGCUUUGCCGGGCGGGGCCUGUGGUGGAGCUCAGUUUGACAGUCGUGCCUGUUUCCCUCGAGCAUGUCCAGUCAACGGCCACUGGUCGCAGUGGACAGACUGGUCAGAGUGUGAUGCUCAGUGUGGAGGUGGUAUCAGGCACAGAAACAGAACCUGCUCUGCUCCUCCUCCCAAAAACGGAGGGCUGGAUUGUGAGGGCAUGACCCUGCAGAGCCAGAGCUGCAACAACCAGCCCUGCACCAAAGAUGUCAGCACACAGACGGGCUGUGUGAACAACAUGGUUCUGGUGACUGAAGCAGACUGCCAGGCCGGGAGGGUUGAGCCCUGUCCUCCUACCUGCUCACAUCUCAGCUGGUCCAGCAACUGCACUGAUUCAUGCAUAAUAGGUUGUCGGUGUCCUGAUGGACUGUACCUGCAGGGUGGGCGGUGUGUGAAUGCCAGUCAGUGUGGUUGUUUCUUUAAUGGUCAAACAUUGCAGCCAGGACAGACAGUCAGCAGGGACCAGUGCACCACAUGUGUGUGCAGAGAUGGAAAAGUAACCUGUAACGCCUCUAGCUGUAUGACCACCUGUAGCUGGUCAGCCUGGUCAUCAUGGUCUCCAUGUGAUGUGACUUGCGGUCUGGGGCUACAACAACGCUACAGAUCACCGGUGAUCCCAACUGGAGUAUCUAGAGUCCAGCCUUGUCCAGGAGACUCCUCGGAGGCCCGUCGCUGCUCCAGCCCCUGCAUCCCUGAGCUACCAGAUGGAGUCUGGAGUAAAUGGACCAGCUGGUCAGAGUGCAGUAAGACAUGUUUCAACCAUGUUGAUGAUGUUGGGAUCAGACGACGAUAUCGCAGUUGCAACCACACACUCUUAGAUCCUGCCUGUGGUGGAGACAGUGAGGAGCAGGAACCUUGUAACACUCUACGCUGUCCAGUGAACGGCGGCUGGUCCGAAUGGUCACCGUGGUCUCAGUGUUCCUCAGAGUGUGACUCUGGUGUCCAAACAAGAGAGCGAUUCUGCAAUUCACCUCCACCACAGCACGGGGGCAGCAGCUGCUCUGGGCCGCACAUACAAACAGGAGACUGCAACUCUCACCCUUGCACAGGUGUGUGUCCAGAGGGCAUGGUGUACAUGACAGCAGCAGAGUGUGAGGCUCACGGUGGUGCGUGUCCUCGGGUGUGUUUGGACAUGACCUCCACGGAGGUUCAGUGUGCCACAGCCUGUUAUGACGGCUGCUACUGUGCCCUUGGCUUUUACCUGCUCAACAACAGCUGCGUGCCCCUGGACCAGUGCCCAUGCUACCACCAGGGGGAACUGCAUCCAGCUGGUGCCUCCCUGCUUGUUGAUGCCUGCAAUAACUGUACCUGCAUCAAUGGAGAAAUGGAGUGUGGAACAGCUCCCUGCUCUGUGGAUUGUGGUUGGAGCAGCUGGACUCAGUGGAGCGCCUGCAGUCGAACAUGUGAUGUUGGAGUGAGAAGACGGUAUCGUUCGGGGACCGAUCCUCCUCCAGCCUUCGGGGGUCAACCUUGCAAAGGAGACAGAGUUGGGAUGGAUACCUGCAGCAUUGAACCCUGUUUUGGUGUGAAGGAGCCAUGGAGUGCGUGGUCAGAGUGCUCAGUGACGUGUGGAGGAGGUUACAGGAGUCGAACCCGUGGGCCAAUCAGAGUCCACGGCACUGCUCAGCAGUUUAGUGCCUGCAACCUGCAGCCCUGCGGAGAUGGCAGGUUGUGUCCUCGAGGCCAGGAGUGGAAGCAGUGUGUGACGGGAGCAGUGUCAUGCACAGACCUCACAAUGGACAUUAGCAGGAACUGCACACCUGGCUGCCAGUGUCCACACGGGACUGUCCAACAGGAUGCUGUGUGUGUGCGGGAGUCUGUCUGUCGCUGUGAUGUCGGUGGAGAGCAGUACAAACCAGGAGAGACUGUGCCCACAGACUGCAACAACUGUACAUGUGAAGCAGGGAGGCUGGUCAACUGCUCUCAACUCAGCUGCAAUGUUGAUGGCCAGUGGUCAACGUGGACUCCAUGGGGUCAGUGUUCGGUGUCGUGCGGAGCAGGUCUUCAGUCUCGAUACCGGUUCUGCUCCAGCCCACAGCGCUCUGGAAGCGGUUUACCUUGUCUGGGUGCUUACAGAGAAGACCAAGUCUGCAUCAACACUCCAUGUGAUCGGGACGGAGAUUGGGGUCAGUGGAGUACCUGGACAGAGUGUACCAAGUCAUGCGGAGGUGGGGUUCGAAGCCGGAGGAGAGAGUGUGAUAGUCCCAAUCCAGAGGGGGACGGGAACUACUGUGAGGGGCUGGGAACUGAGCUCAAAGCCUGCAACACAGCCCACUGUCCAGUGGCUCCAUGCUCACAGGUCCCUGGCACGGUGUUCAGCAGUUGUGGUCCAUCCUGCCCUCGCUCCUGUGAGGACCUGGCUCACUGUGAGUGGCAGUGUGAGCCGGGCUGCUACUGCACCGAGGGAAAGGUCCUGUCUGCUAAUGGGACCGUCUGUCUGGAGAGGGAGGAAUGUCCCUGCCUGGACCUCAGUACUGGACGCACACUUGAACCUGGGGAGACCACCACAGCCCCUGAUGGAUGUAACAACUGCACAUGUGAGGGUGGGAAGCUGAACUGCUCCAGAGACCCCUGUCCUGUGUCUGGUGGCUGGUGUGAGUGGUCAGAGUGGACACCAUGCUCGAGGACCUGUGGGGCAGAGUCGGUGUCUCGGUACAGGAGCUGUGGCUGUCCAGAACCCAAGGCUGGAGGAGCGGCCUGCUCUGGAGAACAGGAAAUACACAACGGGGUCGGAGUUCAAAUCCAAAGGCAGCCCUGCCCUGUCAUCACCUUCUGUCCGGUCCAUGGAUCGUGGAGUCCCUGGGCGGCGUGGUCUGAGUGCGAUGGUUGCGCUGGAUCGGCUGCUCGCACCAGGCAGUGUAACAGUCCUCCCGCCAGAUUUGGAGGCCUGCCCUGUCUUGGAGAGAGCAGGCAAAGACGCGGCUGUCACGACAACACGACAGUUUGUACAGACUGCGGCGGAGGCCAAGAAGAAUGGCCUUGUGGGAAGCCCUGUCCCCGCUCCUGUUCAGAUCUCCAUGGCGACACAGAGUGCUUGGACUCCCCCGGGUGCCAGCAGACCUGCGGUUGCCCGGGUGACAUGAUUCUGCAGGACGGAGUGUGUGUGUCCAGGGAGGAGUGUCGCUGCAAAUACCACAAUACAUCUGCAACUGAAAUGACAUUUGGUGGGCUAGACUCCACAAAUGCAUCAUGGGUAUGGCCUGGUGGAUCUGACUGGCAGUUUGCAAAUCCAGGAGAGAGCAUCAUCAGUGACUGCAAAAACUGUUCCUGUGACGCUGGGGUUCUGCAGUGUCAAUCUGUUCCUGGUUGCCAUGUUGAUGGUGGCUGGAGCCAAUGGACGGCCUGGACUGAGUGCUCUGUUCCUUGUGGAGGGGGAGUGAAGUUCAGGAGACGCCACUGUAAUAACCCAUCUCCUCAGAGCGGUGGGAGGGGCUGCCUGGGGGCUGCUGAACAGCAAAAAGACUGUAACGUACACCUGUGCACAGACUCUGUGGGUCCGUGGCUCCCCUGGUCUCAGUGGUCCGUGUGUUCAGUCAGCUGUGGAGGAGGACAGCAGUCCCGCUCUCGCCUCUGCAGCUCUCAACCCUGCAGCGGUCUAAGCCGCCAGAGCAAGACAUGCAACACCCAGGUCUGCCUCGAAGUGGGAUGCCCCCCCGGCAGAUUGUACAGGGAGUGUGAACGAGGUGAAGGUUGCCCAUUUAGCUGUGCUCAGGUCAGCGGCAGGGAGGGAUGUUACUCUGAUGGCUGUGAGGAAGGCUGCCAUUGUCCUCCAAACACCUACCAACACCAGGGAGCAUGCCUGCAGGAGUGUCCAUGUCUGGUGGACAAAGAGUUUCUGGCCUCAUUGCAGAGUGUUUCCAUAACACCAGUCUCAUCUCUGCUCCUUCAUAACAUCUCUGAGGGAGUGGAACUUCAACCUGGAGACACUGUGGUCCAUGACUGCAGCACCUGCGGCUGUGAGCAUGGCAGGUGGAACUGUUCCCUGGAGCAUUGCCCAGUGAACGGGGGUCUGUCACCCUGGGGCCCCUGGAGCUCCUGCUCCCUAUCCUGUGGAGGUCUGGGACUCAAAACUCGCUCUAGGGGCUGCACACAGCCUGCACCGGCUCACGGGGGGAGAGACUGCCAAGGGCCGAGGCAGGAAACCACCUACUGCCAGGCCCCAGACUGCCCAGUUGUUGGUCCGACAGAUGAACCAAUUUUACCAGAUGAAGAUGCUGGGUUCUCUCCCUGGUCGUUAUGGAGCCCCUGCACUAAGACAUGCACGGAUGCUCUCAGCCCAGCCAUGAAGACCCGCAAUCGAGAUUGUGUCAAACCUCCCUGCUCUGGAAGCUCUCACCAAGAGAAGGCCUGUAAUCUGCCUCAGUGUCCAGAUGGAAGUGGGGUAUGCUCAGGUGCUGACUGUGCACAGAGGAACUGUUCCUGGACAGAAUGGGGGGAUUGGAACUCGUGUUCGCGGUCAUGCGGAGUGGGUCAACAGCAGAGGAUUCGAACCUUCCUCAGCCCGGGAACCAACGGCUCCUGGUGCGCAGACAUCCUGGGGGGGAACCUGGAGCAUCGCUUCUGUAACAUCAGACCCUGCAGAGUGGACGGAGGCUGGUCACGCUGGAGUCCCUGGUCCCGCUGUGAUAAGCGCUGUGGUGGGGGGCGCUCCGUACGCACCCGGUCCUGUUCCAGCCCUCCACCAAAAAAUGGUGGAAAGAAAUGUGAAGGAGAGAAGAACCAGGUGAAACCCUGCAACACCAAACCCUGUGAUGAGAAAGGAUGCCCGCCGGGCCAGGAGUUCGUUCUGUGUGCCAACCAGUGUCCACAGCGAUGCUCAGACCUCCAGCAGGGAAUUGAGUGUCAGGGCAACACCGAAUGUCAGCCUGGCUGUCGCUGCCCUAAAGGCCAGUUACAGCAGGAUGGUGUGUGUGUGCAGCUGUGGCAGUGUGACUGUGUCGACUCACUAGGACAGAUUUGGGCGGCAGGCAGCUGGCACCAGGUGGACUGCAACAACUGCAGCUGCUCUGACGGACAGCUCCUCUGCACCAAUCACAGCUGCCAGCCCACCUGCAUCUGGAGCUCCUGGUCGAGCUGGGCGUCGUGCAGCGUUUCCUGUGGGCAGGGCCAGAGAACCAGAUACAGGUCCCUGGUACCAGAGAGUGAAGGAGCAGAGUGCCAGUUUGAAGAAGUCCAGCAUAAAUCCUGCAACCCAGGAGCUUGCCCACCUCUCUGUGUCCAUGAUAACCGGGAGCUCAGUGUGGGAGACACCUGGCUGCAGGGCGAGUGUAAACAAUGCACCUGCACACCAGAGGGACAUUACUGCCAAGACAUUGACUGCAGAGUGGAUGGUGGUUGGACCCCGUGGUCAGUGUGGUCUGACUGCUCUGUGACAUGCGGUCGGGGCACACAGGUUCGAACUCACGCUUGCAUAAAUCCUCCUCCACGUAACAACGGGUCCGAGUGCAGCGGGCCAGAGAGAGAAACACAGGACUGCCUCACUCCUCCAUGUCUAGAUGACCUUUGCCCCUGGUCUCCAUGGUCACCGUGUUCUCAAAGCUGCGGCGCCGGUUCUGUGUCACGGAGGAGGGUGUGCGUGUGUGAGGAAGGGGGAGAUGCAGCGUGUCCAUCUGAAAUUGAGGCUGAGAGGAACAGAGAGGAGACACAGCUGUGUUACAAACAGCCCUGUUCAGGCUGUCCCAUGUCACAGUGGAGCGUUUGGUCUCAGUGCUCCUGCGAGUCUCAGAAGCAGCAGCGCUACCGCGUAGCUCUCUCACCGGCCACCAGGGGUCAACAGUGCACUCCUGUCGAGACACAGAGCAGGUCAUGCAGUCUGAGUCCAUGUGAUGAUUGUAAAUCUCCGUUUGUGUACUCGGCAUGCGGUGCUCCCUGUGAGAAGCAGUGUGCGCUGCAGGGCCAUCAAGAUCAGUGUUUAGGUGUCAGAGAGUGUACACCUGGCUGCUACUGCCCAGAGGGUCUGCUGCAGCAGAACGGUACCUGUGUUCCUCCGGAGCAGUGUGGCUGUGUCCACCUACAGCACCAAGCGUCUGGAGAACCACCCACACUUAUCAGCAUCCCUCAGGGGGGCACCGUCACCAUCGACUGCAGCACUUGCCUUUGCCAUGAUGGGACGUUGCAGUGUGACAUGAGAGAGUGUGAAGUCAUCCUCAGCGAGUGGUCCCAGUGGACUCCAUGUUCCCCAUGUUUGCCCUCUUCCUCCCUGCAAAGCGACUCCCAAUCAGGGCUCAUCGGCAGCAGUAAGAUGGUUUCAAUCCAGAAGCGUUUCCGAGCUUGUUUGGACCUGGACUCUGGUCUUCCGGUGUCUAAGGAGGAGGAGGAGAGCCAAUGUCCUGGCCCGCUGUCAGAGGAGAGGCUUUGUCCAGAUGCUCAUAUCUGCAGAGAUCAGUGUCAGUGGAGUGCCUGGAGUGCCUGGACAGCCUGUGCAGAGCCGUGCAGCGGUGGAGUCCGGCAGCGCUACAGAUGGCCCACAGCCACUCCUCCAGGACCGAAGUGUCGGAGCCAACAGACACAGAGCCAGAGCUGUAACACUGCACUCUGCCCUGGUGAGCGCUGUGAGGACAGGGGGCGGACCUACCAAGAGAGCUGUGCCAAUCAAUGUCCUCGCAGCUGCACUGACUUAUGGGAGCAUGUGCAGUGUCUCCAAGGAGCCUGUCACCCAGGUUGUCGGUGUCCAGAGGGUCAGUUGUUACAGGAUGGUGACUGUGUGUCCGUGACACAGUGCCGCUGUGGAAUCCCAUCAGGCAAUGGGACACUAGAGUUCAACCCCAAAGAGGAACUUUCUGUGGACUGCAACACUUGUGAGUGUGAGAACGGCACUCUGGUGUGCUCCAAACUUCCCUGCCCUGUUUAUGAGCCAUGGAGCCCGUGGAGCUCAUGCUCAGCCUCGUGUGGGCGCGGACAGAGGACAAGGACCCGUCUCUGCCAGGACACAGAGGGCGGUCCUCUCUGUGCUGACACCAUAAAGACAGAGAGCUGUGAAGUGGUUCCAACAUGCCCAGUGGGUUGUUUAUUGAGCGAGUGGUCUCUCUGGAGUGAUUGCAGCGCCACGUGCGGUGGUGGGUUGUCAGUGCGGAACAAGACAGUCUUGAGGGAGCCAGAGCCUGGUGGGGCUGCUUGCAUUGGACCACUUGAACAGCACGCUGUCUGCAACACUAACAGCUGCCUACCAGAGUGUCCCAGUGGACAAGUGUAUAACAACUGUUCAGGUUCCUGUCCAUAUACCUGUGAGGACCUGUGGCCACAUGCUCAAUGUUUACCUGGACCCUGCACUGAUGGGUGCACUUGCCCUCCAGGACAGGUGUUAUAUGAAGGCUCCUGCGUGUCGCACUGGGACUGUCCUUGCUCGCCACUGUCUCUGCCUGCUGGGUACCGGAGCUGGAACGUCAGCACUGAUGAGGACACAGAAGCUCUGCUGCCACCUGGAACUGCCAUUCACCAUCUCUGCAACACAUGCGUGUGCACAGGAGGAGCGUUCAACUGCACCUUCGAGCUCUGCGAUGUGGACUGUGAGUGGUCCAGCUGGUCCCAGUGGAGUCCAUGCUCAGCGAGCUGUGGCACAGGGCAGCAGCACUCAACCAGAGCCAUCAUGCAACCCAGCCAGUACGGAGGGGCACCAUGUGAGGGCCCUGACCACCGCACAACAACCUGCGUGGCCCCUGACUGUGCAUGUCCCGUCGGCGAGCAGUGGAGGAGGAGCGUGUCAGAGACGUCCCCGCUGUGCGAGAGGAGCUGCGAGGACAUUUACUCGUCUCCUGUCAACUGCAGCCACUCCAGCGAGGGCUGUGUGUGUCAGGAGGGGCUUUAUCGAAACAUUGAGGGAGUGUGUGUCAUUCCAGCCCUCUGCCCCUGCCAUGACCAGGGCACCCUGCGGGAGGCUGGAUCAGAGUGGGAUGAAGGCUGCCUGUCAUGCAGCUGUGUGAACGGGAAAAAACUGUGCCAGUUAAGAUGUCCGCCACUCCAGUGUGAUGAGGAGGAGGUCAAGGUGGAGGAGCCGGGCAGCUGCUGUCCAGUCUGUAGGAAGCAGUUUCCAGGCGAGCCCGUCCCAGAGUGUCGUCGCUAUGUGCAGGUCAGGAACAUCACCAAGGGAGACUGUCGGCUUGACAACGUGGAGGUCAGCUUCUGCAGGGGACGCUGUCUGUCCAGGACUGAUGUCAUCCUGGAGGAACCCUACCUCCAGUCAGUGUGCGAGUGCUGCAGUUACCGUUUGGACCCUGACAACCCAGUCCGCUUCCUCAGCCUGCGGUGCGAGAGCGGAGAGAGCGAGCCGGUCGUGUUGCCUGUCAUACACAGCUGCGAGUGCACCAGCUGCCAAGGAGGUGACCUGUCCAGACGCUGAGCGAUUAUGUUGAGUGGGUCUGCGAGAUGAGUGUGUGUGUGUGUGUGUAAGUGUAAGUGUGAAUGAGUGUGGCACUACAGAGUGUGAGCAGGAUGAACACCAAGCCAAGCAAGAGCUCCAAACUGAACGCCAGCUGGAUGAUGGAUGGAUAGAGAGUACUGGGACGGACAGACCAAAGAAUAUACGAGUAAAGAAUUAAAGUCCUGUUGAUGUACACAUUGUUCUUUAGUCCUUAGUCAUCAUAUGACUGGAUGCUACUGCUUAUAGGAGAGUUCCUGUUUUGAAACAUUGUUUAUUCUUCAGCCUGUACAGCCUUUCUUUUGUAUAUUUAUAGUAAUAUUAAAGGACCUAUGAUACUUUAUAAUAAUAUCUAAGAAUUUGGAUUGUAUGUUUAAAGAAUUGUUUAUGUACCAACAGUGUUCUUGAAGUACAGUAAUCAUCUGUUAAAUACAAUCUUUCUACACACAAA